Molecule: messenger RNA, 3039 nt
Organism: Ostrea edulis (European flat oyster)
Lineage: Eukaryota; Metazoa; Mollusca; Bivalvia; Ostreida; Ostreidae
Product: ankyrin-1-like
Exons: 2
Coding region: 534-2648 (704 amino acids)
Cellular component (GO): cytoplasm
Molecular function (GO): protein binding
Source: RefSeq, a predicted model, not a curated record
UAUAAGAGAUAAUCUAUUGCCCCACAUUGAUGUUAAUUAGUAUUAUAUAUGUGUAUUGAAUUUCCAUCUCUGUAGGUGAAGAGGAGGUGGAGGGGAGUGAAGAAUUGCACGAUAAUCAUCACAAUUUGAAAAAUCCCAUUCUUGUGGAUUGGAAUGAGGACGACAAGUUGUUCGUGCCCACCAAGGCUAGUGGAACAGUUGAAGAUAAAUUAAAGAAACAAAACUUCGUUACAGUCGUGGGAAAUUCUGGAUCUGGAAAGUCAGCCAUUAUACAACACGCUGCCCUGAAAUACAAGGGACAGGGAUGGGACGUUAUUCCUGUUGACGACGUCAAGGAAAUAAAAGAGGCCUGCUCUACUGGACUUUCUAAGAAACUGUUUGUGUUUCACGAUCCGGUUGGAAAAGAGUCUCUCAGUGAUUUUGAAUACGAAAAAUGGAAAAGAUGUGAGAGGACCUUGAAAUCAUAUUUAAAAGAAGUAAAAAUUAUUUUGUCGUGUAGAUGGUGUGUAUAUCACGAUGAGAGAUUGAAAGGAAUGAUAAAGGAGAGCAAUAAUUCAGUAAGGAUAGAUGAUGGAGCGUGUAAGCUUUCCACGAACGAAAAACGAAAAAUACUGCAUCAAUAUACCGGAAAUAUUAAGUUUACAGAAGACGAGACUGAGGAAAUACUUAGAACAUAUGCUUACUUUCCAUUGCUAUGCAAAAUGUUUUCCAAUAAACCGAAAAACAAGGAUACAGGGGUUAGUUUCUUUAGGAAACCAUUUGAAAACGUGAGAGAAGAAAUUGAAAUGUAUAAGGACAGAGAUACAUCAAAGUACAGCGCGCUGAUUUCCCUAGUAGUUUCCAACAACAAUAUGAACGUAGAGAACAUGGCGGAUCUUCGUAACUCACAUUUUCCAGACGAGAACUUGAAAGACAUUCCUAAAAUGGGUGGCCUUCCCGACAACACACCAAUCACUAGCAUGACUAAAGGUUUUGAAGCACUGGAAGGGUUCUUUGUAAGGCGUGUGGGUAAUUCCUACAAAUUCAUACAUGAUUUUGUCCAGGAAAUAACCGCAGUCGUUAUUGGAGCUAGAUGUCCAAAACAAACAAUCAAAUACGCUGACAAUGGCUUCCUACGACGAAGAGUGAAAAUAGAAGAUGGAAAACAAGAGUGUGGUCCUCUCACUGUUUACUUGCCUGACGGGUACAUAGAUGAUCUUGUGCAAAGAUUUUUGUUGGAUAUACAGACUGAACAUCUACUUGAUGUGGUCCUCAAUCCAUGUUUGCGAAACAAGUUGGUAAUCGAGUCUUUCAUAAAACACUUAGAAGAGGAAAAUGAUGUUUCACUCGAUUUGAAACGUACACUUGUGGAAGUCGAUGCAUAUGAAUUAGGAAAAGUAAAGGAAAACAGCACGAUAUCAAGACUUGGCUUCUUUUUAACUCAAGGGGAAGUAACUCCACUAAGUGCUCUAAUUAUAUUUUGCCAUGAUGAGAUAGCAUUAUACUGCUUAAAGAAUUUCGCACCAUCUGAUGAAUUUUCUACAUUUGCUUCGAUAUGCGCCAAUGGAAACACGGUAUUAUAUGAUGUUUAUUCACAAAAGUAUGCCGUUAAAUACUCUAAUGUGAUAUGGGGAGGAUUUUAUGCUUUACACAUGGCAUCAUUGUUCCAUAAUCUUGAAAUGACAAAAACAUUAGUACUCAUCCAUGAUACUGGGAGCAUGAACAUCUUUGAUGGUCACGGUUUAUCGCCAUUGAUGUGUGCGGUAUUGAAUGGUGAGGAAACGGAAUCAUUUACUGUGAGAGAUUCCCGUGCCACAGUGCAGUACUUACUAGACAAUGGCGCCGAUAUUAAUUUACGUCAUGAAACGGGAGCCAGUCCCCUAUACAUGGCUUGUGAAAAUGGACAUUACAACACGGUACAACUGCUACUGAACAAUGGCGCCGAUAUCAAUUUAUGUACGAAGAAUGGAUCAAGUCCUUUACAUGUAGCUUGUUAUAAUGGACAUGACAGAACGGUACAACUUUUACUGAACAAUGGCACCGAUAUUAAUUUAUAUGACAAUGAUGGAGCAAGUCCCAUAUAUAUAGCUUGUGAAAAUGGGCAUGGCAGCAUGGUGCAACUGUUACUGAACAAUGGUGCUGAUAUUAAUUCAUAUAAGAAGAAUGAAGUCAGUCUUCUAUAUACAGCUUGUGAAAAUGGGCAUGACAGCACGGUAAAACUAUUACUGAACAAUGGUGCUGAUAUUAAUUUAUGCAAGAAAAAUGGGUCCAGUCCUCUUCAUGCAGCUUGUUAUGAUGGGCAUGACAACACGGUGCAACUAUUACUCAACAAUGGCGGCGAUAUUGAUUUAUUUAAUAACAAUGGAUUCAGUCCUCUGCAUGUGGCUUGUCAAAAUCGAUAUGUCGGCACGGUACAGUUGUUACUGAACAAUGGCGCCAAUAUUAAUUUAUGUGAGAAUAAUUCAGUCAGUCCUCUAUAUAUAACUUGUUAUAAUGGAGAUGACAGCAUGGUACAACUGUUAUUGAACAAGGGCGCCGAUAUUAAUUCAAGUGAGAAGAAUUCAGCCAGUCCUCUGUAUAUAGCUUGUUAUAAUAGACAUGACAGCACGGUGAAGCUAUUACUGAGUAAUGGCGCCAAUGAUAAUCCACUCCACGUAGCACGGGGAUGAGGAUACGAAAGCCCGAUACAACUUUCACUUCCCUACGCAGGAAUCUAAUUCAAGUAGUGAAGAUGGAUUCACUGGAAAAAAUCACUGCGAAGCCCUGUAUCAUGGAAUAAGCAGAAUCACCUUGCGAUUUGUACCGUCAUAAAGCUGUUAUGUUAUUGUCCGACCAAAGCGAUACUAUAAAACAGUAUUGUUGUGCUAAUUUUUACACUAAACCUUUAUUUUUAAUAAUGGCUCUUUAAAACAUCUCAUAUGAAGUGUGAUAUCACCAUCGAACGAAUGAUAUAAGCUCAAAAUUACAUAUGAAUUUUCAUUUGUGUUUCCGUUAAGAAUCAAUCUAUCGACUAAAUGAAAAUGGUGUUUUGUUUGACAAUAAAAGAUUUUUAAGUCAAAA